CGAUCAUGUUUAUCGUCUAUAUAUUUCUUGUUCUCUCCUCAGCCAUUAUAGAUUCAAAUGGGUUUGCAAUGGCCCAAAAGUUAGAUGCACUUGGUGGGAAGGGAGGCAAGCAGUGGGACGAUGGAGCAGACCAUGACAAUGUAGCAAAAGUUUACAUACGAGGUGGUCUUGAAGGCAUACAAUACAUCAGAUUUGAUUAUGUCAAAGAUGGACAAACUAUAAAUGGAUCUAUCCAUGGUGUUUCGAGUAGCGGUUUCACAGAGACGUUUGAGAUUGAUUAUCUAAACAGUGAAUAUAUAGUAUCCGUUGAUGGCUACUAUGACAAAUCCGGUGUGAUGCAAGCACUUGAAUUCAAAACCAACAUUAAGACUUCUGAAGUGAUUGGAUAUCCAAAGGGUACUACAAAGUUUUCACUCGGUGGAGUCAGUGGCAAGAUGAUGAUUGGCUUCCAUGGAUCCGCUGCGAAAGCUCUAAACUCCAUUGGAGCAUAUUUAGCAACAGCUCCUCCUACUAAGUCAAAACUCGUAGGUGGUCUAACGGGAGGCGAACCUUGGGAUGAUGGUCCUAAUUAUGAUGGCGUGAGAAAGGUAUCCGUGACUUACAUUAGCACUCUUAUAAGGAGUAUCAAUGUCGAUUACGAAAAGGACGGCCAAGUUGUAACAUGUUACCAUGGGAUGAAGAAUGGAGAUACAGAGGAGUUUGUGAUAGACUAUCCAAAUGAAUAUUUGAUAUCAGUGGAGGGUACCUACAACAUACUCCCCGAUGAUAACGUUUUGGUCAUUAGGUCGUUGGUUUUCAAAACAUCAAAAGGGAAGGUCUCUCCCACGUAUGGGUUUGUGUCAGGUACCAAAUUUGUGUUUGAGAGCCAAGGUAAUGCUAUUGUUGGAUUCCAUGGACGGGAUGGUGGUGCUUUUGACGCUAUGGGAGUUUAUUUCUCUCCGAUUCCUUCCUCGUAAUUCGACAAUUUUAUAAAGGUUAUAUAUAAACCCAUGUAGGAUUCCGUCGAUGGGAAUAUAGUUACGAACUCCACUCGUGUUUCAGUAUCAUGCAUGUUGCUAUUUAUGGUUGUUGUAUCUUGAAUAAUGCUUUACUAUAGCUACGUACGUACUCCCAUGUUUCUUAAAUUAGUAAUUUAUUCCGAGUUUACUAUCGUUUGUAAUAAAACAAGGUUUAAUUAUUAAACAUCUCUAUUUCAAUA
This is a messenger RNA of Capsella rubella, 1198 nucleotides long. Its product is annotated as jacalin-related lectin 10. Lineage: Eukaryota; Viridiplantae; Streptophyta; Magnoliopsida; Brassicales; Brassicaceae. Gene Ontology annotation, molecular function: carbohydrate binding. The coding region runs from base 6 to 956 and encodes 316 amino acids. The record is from RefSeq and is a predicted model, not a curated record. The transcript has 4 exons.